This is a messenger RNA of Suncus etruscus (white-toothed pygmy shrew), 945 nucleotides long. Its product is annotated as olfactory receptor 52K1. The coding region runs from base 1 to 945 and encodes 314 amino acids. The record is from RefSeq and is a predicted model, not a curated record. Gene Ontology annotation, molecular function: G protein-coupled receptor activity; olfactory receptor activity. The transcript has a single exon. Gene Ontology annotation, biological process: G protein-coupled receptor signaling pathway. Lineage: Eukaryota; Metazoa; Chordata; Mammalia; Eulipotyphla; Soricidae. Gene Ontology annotation, cellular component: membrane.
AUGUCAGUCUCCAAUACCACCUUAAUGCAUCCAGCAGUCUUCUUGUUGAGGGGGAUCCCAGGCCUGGAACACCUUCAUAUCUGGAUAUCCAUUCCUUUCUGUUUUGCCUAUUGUCUGGCUCUCCUGGGAAAUUGUACCCUUGUAUUUAUCAUCAUGGUGGAUGCAGCCCUCCAUGAGCCCAUGUAUCUAUUCUUGGCCAUGUUGUCCACGAUUGAUCUGGUCCUGUCCUCCUCAACACUGCCCAAAAUGCUUGCCAUUUUCUGGUUCAGGUAUCGGGAGAUCCAUUUCUAUGCCUGCCUCGUCCAGAUGUUCUUUCUCCAUUCUUUCUCUAUUAUGGAGUCAGCAGUGCUGCUGGCCAUGGCUUUUGAUCGUUAUGUGGCCAUCUGCAAGCCCCUACAUUAUACUACAAUCCUGACCAGGCCCCUCAUCACCAAGAUUGGCAUGGCCGCUGUGACGCGGGCUGUGGCACUCAUGACUCCACUCCCCUUUUUGCUCAGACGUUUCAACUACUGCAGAGGCCCAGUGAUUGCCCAUUGCUACUGUGAGCACAUGGCAGUGGUGAGGCUGGCUUGUGGAGACACUCGCUUCAACUUUAUCUAUGGCAUUGUUGUAGCCAUGUUUAUAGUGGUGUUAGAUCUGUUCUUUGUCGUUUUAUCUUAUGUUUUCAUCCUUCGGGCUGUUCUGCAGCUUGCUUCACAGGAGGCCCGCUAUAAGGCUUUUGGGACCUGUGUGUCUCACAUAGGUGCCAUAUUAGCCUUUUAUACACCUGUAGUUAUCUCUUCAGUCCUGCACAGAGUAGCUCGUGGAGCUGCACCCCAUGUUCACAUUCUCUUUGCCAAUUUCUAUUUGCUCUUCCCACCCAUGGUUAAUCCAAUCAUCUAUGGUGUCAAGACUAAGCAGAUUCGUGAACGAGUUUUAGGACUAUUUCUUAAAAAGGAAAUGUAA